GGCAACACCACAGGGUAAUGAGGUCAAUUUUUACGUAUUUUUAAUUAUCUCCCGUUGGUGAGUCGCCUUGGGUGUUCUAUGCCUUGGGCUUUCUCGUAUUCUGAGUCGGUGACCCAAAUUCCAUUCCAAAAUCACUAAAAUGUAAAUAAUGAAAGUAUACACACAUUACAUAAUCUUCUAGAAUCUCUUUUAUGUAAGUAUGUUGCAUUAUGCUUGUAAGAAAUUAGCAUUCCAUACCACAUUAACCGCAACAAAACAAAGCUUGUUCAGUGACAGUUUUAGGAUGUUUGUCUAACAUUAUUUUGUUUAGAGCGACAUGGUGUUUACGAACUUCCUAACCGAUUUUAAAUUGCCCAACGACUGGUUGUACAGAGGCGAAGGAAAUGCCCACUUGGUCCUGGCGUUACCAAAGACCAAACAAAUAUUACGCAUCCGCAAAACUCGACCAACACUCAGAUUUUAUUUGGCAUGGCUUUUCAAUUGGAUCAGCGACUUAAUUUACUGGUACUUUGGCUCAGGAUAUAGGAACGAGAAGACUGACAUUAAGUUCUACAUGAAAAUUAUGCGACCCUUGUUUGGGGUUAGUUACGUAAGUGAGGCACAACAGGUGGUUCUAGCACAAGACCAAAUCCGUCAACUAGAAAAAAAAUUAGAUAAGUUUAGGCCAGAAUUUAGGAAAGACAAGAUUUUGGAUUAUUCUAGGGCCACUUUGUUUGAUGAUUUCACAUGUUUUACAGACGAUUUUUUACCCUUCCAAUUGUCAAACGACUCUUUUUCAUUUGAAUUCAAGCCUAAGCAAGACUGGGAACCAGUUGUGACAAGACUGUCAGACUGUACUUUUUGCAUGCAUCAGUAUUACAAGUUAGAAACAAAGAAAGUUAGACAACAUAGCAAAUAUUGUCCUAGGGAUUUAUUUUGUGGUUUAAAACCAACAGUUUCGAAAGCUUUAAAAAACCUAAUUGAUACACCACAAAAUAAUUUUAGAGUAUUUAAAAACGGCGAACUGAUUUAUGACGAUAAACAAAACGUGGAGUUUACGAAAGUGCUCAAUGAUUUGUUUGACGCAACAGAUAAAAAUUUAGAAGGAAGUUUCUUUGAUCUCAUGCACAGUUGUCUAACAAAAAACCUGGUGGGUCCAAAAACUCCGACUCGGUGCGAUAAAAAAUGGCUGUGCGAAUGGAAUAGACAACUAAAUGCUUCCACACAAAACUAUCACUUGGAGAAAGAUUCAGUUUUGGAACGGAUAUUAUCAGUACAAAUGUUAAACAUGGAUGGAACAAGUUAUUACAACAAACUAUUAAAGAACAAAGAAGUAAAAGACUGGAGAUACGUUAAAAAAGGACUGAAGGAGAUAAAUAAGUACCCUGAAACUUGUUUAAAAUGCGUUAUGAUGCUGUUGGCUGAGAAAGACAAGGAUUUUUUGUUCAUGCCAUAUUUAAUGGCUGCUGUUGCGAAUGACUGUUCAUUUAUGAUCACUGUUAAAAAGGUGCUUGAGCCUGUUGAUGAUGACAUGGGAAUAAGAAAUAUAGUUCAUACGGAAUUAGGUAGUUUUGUUGUAAGAAUAGGAAUAUUUGAUCUUUAUCCCAAACCAGUUUCAACAAUUGUUAAGCACGAAAAUCGAAAUAAAAAAAUUUUACAAGCGUAUCGUCGGCAUAAUCCAAAUAAAAUAGAUUAGUUUUAAUUGUAAUUGAAUAUAUUGUGAUACGGAGUUUAGUUUAAUAUUUUUAAUAAAUAUCUGGACUUUUUAUAAUUUAUGUCCUUUAUCUUAAAUUAAUUAUUAACACAACAUUGAUAUAAAAUUAUUUUUAGAUCUCUUGUGAAAUCGAUCUCUAAAAACUGUUUGUGUAUUUUUUUAAAGUUUGGCUAUACAUAGUUUAAUGAAAUUAUGAUAAAUUAUUGUAAAUAUUGUUAUCAGUGCAACGUAAAUUAAAGUAUUUUAUAA
Aethina tumida (small hive beetle) is the source of this 1942-nucleotide messenger RNA. It is a transcript of the gene Ipk1, whose product is annotated as inositol-pentakisphosphate 2-kinase. The coding region runs from base 317 to 1675 and encodes 452 amino acids. The transcript is spliced from 2 exons. The record is from RefSeq and is a predicted model, not a curated record. Gene Ontology annotation, cellular component: nucleus. Gene Ontology annotation, molecular function: inositol-1,3,4,5,6-pentakisphosphate 2-kinase activity; ATP binding. Gene Ontology annotation, biological process: inositol phosphate biosynthetic process. Lineage: Eukaryota; Metazoa; Arthropoda; Insecta; Coleoptera; Nitidulidae.